Molecule: messenger RNA, 4445 nt
Organism: Engraulis encrasicolus (European anchovy)
Lineage: Eukaryota; Metazoa; Chordata; Actinopteri; Clupeiformes; Engraulidae
Gene: uacaa
Product: uveal autoantigen with coiled-coil domains and ankyrin repeats a
Exons: 16
Coding region: 235-4374 (1379 amino acids)
Molecular function (GO): protein binding
Source: RefSeq, a predicted model, not a curated record
UUGGUCCGCAGCAGCUACGGAAAGCGUGACCUUCGCGCCGCGCCUACUCACCAACCGAUUUGCUUUGCUUCUAGUUCUCGAGGCCGGUUAUUACUUUUCUCCUGUUAUUGGGUUAUGGGCGUGUUUACGUCAGGCACAGGCUCUCUCCGACUGGUGGGCUGACGGUGGCAGGAAAUAUUCAAUAAACAUAACCACGGAGUUUGACACUUCUAAACAAAGUCCGUGGCGCUCCGCAUGUCAGCCAUGAAAAGUUUCAAAAAUCGGUUGAUGAGACAGGAGGUGACAAUCGACCAUAAGGACUGGACCAAGUAUGAUGAAAGGCUGCUGAAGGCGGUGGAGAGCGGGGAGCUGGACAAACUCACUGCCACCCUGGCCAAGAAGGGCGUGGUGCCCACCAAACUCAACCCUCAAGGCCAUUCCGCGUUUCAUGAAGCUGCAGAGAGAGGAGAUGACAGGAUCCUCAGUGUCCUCCUGUCUCAUGGAGCUGAGGCCCGCGCCACCAAUGGAUGCGGGAAGACCGCCCUUCACCUUUCUGCCAAGGCUGGACACACACUUUGCAUGCAGAGGCUACUUCAGAGCAACUGUCCAAUUGAUGCAACGGACCUGCAAGGAAGAACAGCCGUCCAUGAUGCAGUAUUAGCAGGAAGUUCCCCUGGUGUUAAGCUCCUGUGUAGUCGGGGUGCGUCAGUCAAUGCUGUGGACAUGGAUGGGUGCACGCCUCUGAUGCUGGCUGCCAUUCGGGGUCUGGCAGGUGUGUGUCAUGUGCUCCUGGAUGCUGGAGCGUCCCUAAACCACCGAGACAAGCAGAACAAGACUCCUCUGAUCCGAGGCAGUGAGGGUGGCAGUAAGGAGGUGGUGGAGGUGCUGCUGAAAGCGGGGGCGGAGGUCAUGGCCCAGGAUGCCUUGGGGCACGAUGCCCUGCACUACGCACGCCUCAAACAGGACCAGCACAUCGUCAUCCUCCUCAAGGGAGCCAUUGACACCACCUUCAGAGCCAAAGAGGUGGAGAGGAGUUCCCAGAGAUCUCAUCAGGCUAAGCUGCCUCCAUCGGGUGUGGAGUGGGCAAGUGGAGGAGGAGGAGUGGAAAUAAUGAAGGAGAGAGUACACGCAGCAGAUCUUCAUGCUGCCAAAGGAGGCCCCGUCGCCAUGCCCGUCGCCAUGCACAGGCCGCCCGUCCGCCCUGGGGAGGCGUUUGUCGGGGAGGUGGAGGCUCUGCGGAGGGAGCUGAGGGAGGUGCGGAGGAGACAGGAGUUGGCAGAGGAGGAGGCCCUGAAGCUGCGCGCCCUACUCUCCCAGAGGGAGGCCCAGCACGAGGAGCAGAGGAGGGGUGGCGAGCGGGCCCUGAAGGACGCACACGCACGCUCCUGGCAGCUGGAGGAGGCUCUACGGGAGGUGCAGAGGAGGAUGGUGGGCUCGGAGUCGCGCGUGCGGCAGAUGCAGGCCCACCUGAUGUCCGUGAGGGAGAACCUGGUGGAGGAGCUGAGGGUGCAGCUGCACGAGGCCAAGGUGCAGCGGGAGCAGGCGCAGGGGGAGGUGGUGCGGCUCCACAGAGAGCUGAGCAUGAGCAGGAGACGCGGGGACGAGCACCGGUCCAGGGAGGAGCAGCUGGCCGGGGAGGUGCAAAGGCUGAGGCAGCACCUGCACCGCGUGGACAGGGAGAGGCAGGAGGUCGGCGCGAGGUUGGAGCAGGCUGAGGCCAGCCUGAGGGGGCAGAGGGACGGCAGGGAGAAGGAGAGCAGUGUGGACCUGGACGCCACCAAGAGGCUCCUGUCAGACGCCGUGGGUCGGCAGAUCAUCAUGCUGAGGCAGGACCAGGACAGCUUGAUCUACGGGGAGUCAGAACAGCCAAACUUGGAGACCUCGACCCAGGCACAGGGACAGACACAGACACACGGCAGGGCACCAAUGACCAGUCAAAGGAGCCAAGAUAACACACCGAGCAGCACCGCUCCUAAUUCUCCCCAUGUGGAGGGCACACGACCAGGAAGGGCCACAGAACAAGAGCCCGGCACUGUCUACUCUGCAAACGCCGACAAAGAGAUCCUAAGCAACAACACAGUGGUCAUGGAGCCCGUUGUGAUGGGAGGUUCACCUCCUCCUCCCAAAGGAGACUUUGUCCCCCGUGAGGAGCACCUGGCGCUGGCCAGCACCCUGACUUCGACGGUGGAGGAGGCCGAGACGAGAGCGAAGGAGGCUCUGACGCAGUACAGGGGUGCGCGGGAGGAGGCAGACUGCCUCCUCAGGGAGCUUCAGGAGCAGAGAGCCGAGUUGGACACCCUGCAGGAGGCACUGCAGGCCCGCUUCGUCCCCCUGGACACCUUCGAGGAGAAGGAGAUGCAGCUGGCUCGGCUCAGGCAGGCAUUGCAGGAGAAACAGAAGGAAAUGGGAACAGUUCAGGAGAUGGAGAAGGAGCUUGUUGGCCUCAGGGUGUUGCUGCAGGAGAAGGACCAGGCUUUGAAGGAACAAAAGCAAAAGCAGGAGGCUGCACUUUUAGACAAGGACAAAGAGAUUGCUCAUUUGAAGGAGUUGCUGCAAGGCAAGGAGACGGAGGUGGCGGAGGAGAAGCAGAGGGAGAAAGCUGCACUCGAGCAGAGAGAGAAGGAGGUGGCUGAGCUCAAACAAACGAUCAAAGACAUGGAGAAAGAGAUGCAAGAAUAUAAAGAAAAGGUAUCGUCAUCGUCGCUCAGCAAACAGAAGGAGAUCGAUCAGCUCAGGUUGGCCUUGAAGGACAAAGACCAAGUUGCACUCACAGAGCAAAAGCAAGCAAAGGAUGCACUCGUGGAGAAGGAGAGCGAGCUGGCCAAGCUCCAGGAGCAAUUACUGGAGACAGUCAAGGAGCAGCAGAGGACAAACACCUCACUUGAGGAGAAGGAGAAGGAGCUUAGUCAUCUCAGAGACCUGUUGCAGGAGAGGAACCAGAGUGCACUUGAGGAGAUGCAGAAGGAGAAGCGAACCGUUGGGGCGAUGGAGAAAGAGCUUGUUAACCUCAGAAGGCUGCUGCAGGAGAAGGACCAGACCUUGAUGGACCAAAAGCGAAAGCAGGAAGCUGUGAUACAGGAUAAGGAGAAGGAGGUUGCUCGUCUCAGGGACACUUUGCAAGAGAGGGAGCAGGCGGCAUUGGAGGAGAGGCAGAAAGAGAAGGCCUUACUAGAGAAGACAGAGAAAGAGCUCGCUGAUCUUAGGGAGGUGCUGAAGGCAAAGGAGCAGGCUGUGCAGGAAGGGAAGGAGCAAGACCUGAGGACCAUCGGCGAGAAUGAGAAAGAGCUGGCACAGGUGAAGAGAACCUUGGAAGAAAUGCGGCGGGCUGUGGAGGAUAAGGCCAAAGGGAAGGAGGUGGCGAUGGAGGAGAAGGAGAGGGAGCUGACUGAGCUGAGAGAAGCUCUUCAGAAGAGCGAGGCUGCUGCCCUGGUUGAGAAAAAGAAGGACAGAGCUGCACUGGAUACCAUGGCGACGGAGCUGAACCACCUCAGAGCCUGUCUUCAGGAGAGAGAGACUACUGUGCUUGAAAAGGGGAAGGAGCUCGAACAACUCAAGCAAGCAGUUCAGAAGAGAGACAUGACCUCCGUGGAGAGAGAAAAUCAGCUAUCCCAACUCAAAGAAGCAGCGAAGAAGAGCGAGAAGUCCGCCCUGGAGAAAGAGAAAGAGUUGUCCAUGCUCAAAGCAGGAGUGCAGGAGAGAGACUCGGCCGCUGUCACGACAGCAAAGAAGCUAGAUCAGCUCAGACAAGAGCUUCAAGAAAGAGAGAAAGCUGUUUUGGAAAGGGACAAUGAUCUGGAAGAACUCAAGCAAGAACUUCAAGAAAGAGAGAAAGCCGUUUUGGAAAGGGACAAUGAUCUGGAAGAACUCAAGCAAGAACUUCAAGAAAGAGAGAAAGCUGUUUUGGAAAGGGACAAUGAUGUGGAAGAACUCAGGCAAGAACUUCAGAAAGCAGAAAUGACUGCCCUGGAGAAAGAAAGGGAGCUGGAGGACCUCAGACAGUCUCUCCAGGAAGUGGAAAGAGACCAGCAGAACCAGGGCUCAAAGCUGAAGGAGGAGUGGGAGAGAGAGACAGCAUGCAGCUACAUGGCGGCCACCCAUGCCUCCCUGCCAGACGCAGGAGCAGCAGCAGCAGCAGCAUGUGUGCCCAGGGAUCAGGAGCCGCUGGCUGGCUUGGGCUUGCCCAGCGCUGGGGAGGGGGCCCAUGGAGACCUGACCAGCCUCCAGGCCAAGGUCCACAGCCUUAGGCAGCAGCUGGAGGAGUCUGAGAGGCACCAUAGAGAGGUCCUGGACAUGUACCGGACGCGCCUGCUGAAUGCCGCCCAGGGGUACAUGGAUGAAGAUGCGCGUGCUGCCCUGCUCCAGAUUGCUGUGAUGAGGCGAGAGCGUGUGUGCUGAGUUCAACACAAUGGCAUGACAGGCACUGUAACUUUCACCAUCUGACUGGCAGAGAGAGAGAGAGAGAGAAA